ACGGAACUCUCGGAAACAAUCUUCCUUCACCCAAGAAAGUAGCUCAGCUCCUCCAAUCCACCCUACUCGAUAAGGUCAAAAUCUACGACUCCAACCCAGAAAUCCUCGAAGCCUUCUCCAACACCGCCAUUGAUCUCAUAGUAGCAGUAGAAAACCACCAUGUUGCCAACAUCAGCACCGACAUUUCCGCCGCUGACGAAUGGCUUGCCACCCGUGUCGUCCCCUUCAUUCCCGCCACCUCCAUUGUAGUUUGUAGCUAUCUGCGUCGGAAACGAGUACUUGACAACGAAUUCCGGUGACGGUCAUUUGGACCCCAACGCACUGGUCCAUGCAAUGCAGAACCUCCAUUCGGUGCUUGUAACUCGUGGGCUCGACCGAAAAAUUAAGGUCACCACGCCACACAGCAUGGCCGUCCUCGCCUCCUCCUUUCUACCGUCAGCUUCCACCUUUGCCCCAAAUUUCGUCGAACCCAUGAGCUCCAUUAUUGGGUUUUUGGCCGAUACUGGAGCGCCGUUCAUGAUUAAUGCUUACCCUUAUUUCGCCUACAGGGAAAACCCCACUGCCGUCGAUUUAGAAUAUGCUUUGCUCGGAAAUGCCACCGGCGUCCAUGACCCGAAAGGAUACAUCUACAACAACAUGUUGGAUGCUCAAAUUGACGCAAUUAGAUCGGCAAUAAACGCUCUGGGGUUCGGUAAUCAGACGAUCGAGAUCACAGUUUCCGAGUCUGGGUGGCCGUCAAAAGGGGCGCCCGGUGACGCCGCUGCCACGCUGGACAAUGCGAAGAAAUAUAACACUCGGUUGAUCGAACGCGCGCAGUCCAACAAAGGGACACCCAUGAAACCGAAGGACAAAGCAGAGAUAUUCCUGUUUGCUCUGUUCAAUGAGAACAAAAAAACAGGGGAUGAAACAGAGAGGCAUUUCGGGAUUUUCAACGGCGAUGGAUCGAAGGUGUACGAAGUGGAUUUGAGCUGCCAGUUCUGCAGUAGCGGAGGGACGUUCGAGAAAAUCUCAGGCACCGAUGGGGCGGCAAGGGGGCCGUCAGUAUGGUGCGUGGCGAAGCCACAUGCUGAUGAGAAGGUGCUUCAAACCGUGGUGGAUUUCUGCUGCGGCGCCGGCGGCGUAGAUUGCCGCGAAAUAUAUGAAAACGGUGACUGCUUUCAACCCAACAAGAUUCAUGCUCAUGCAUCAUUCGCCAUGAAUGUGUAUUAUCAGAUGCAUGGAAGGAAUUACUGGAACUGUGAUUUCAAAGGGACUGGCAUCGUCACCUUCAGUGAUCCAAGUUAUGGAAUAUGUAGGUAUCCUCAGCAGUAAUUCAUGGAGAAGCUACUAAGGAGGGAUUGGAAGCUACUUUGU
Messenger RNA from Rubroshorea leprosula, 1353 nucleotides. Lineage: Eukaryota; Viridiplantae; Streptophyta; Magnoliopsida; Malvales; Dipterocarpaceae. The record is from the annotation of a GenBank genome assembly.